AUGCCAUUCCAUCUAGUGUACGGCAGUGAAGCACUAGUCGCGGUGGAAGUCGGAGUGGAGUCCGAUCAGGUGCAACACUAUGAUGAGGAGAACGGCGAGCGGAGACUGAUGGAGCUAGACUUGGUCGACGAAGCACGGGACAAGGUUGCCGUUCGACUGAUGGCAUACCAGCAGCGGAUGAAACAAAAUUACAAUCGGAGAGUUAUCUCGUGGUCCUUCCAGGUCAGUGAUCUAGUGUGGAAAAAGAUAAAGCCGGUCGGCGAUGUCACCAAACUCGAAGCUCCAUGGGUUGGACCCUAUAAGGUCGUGCAGAAACUCUGCUUAGGAGCAUAUUAUUUGAAAGACAAAGAUUGA
Molecule: messenger RNA, 354 nt
Organism: Zingiber officinale
Lineage: Eukaryota; Viridiplantae; Streptophyta; Magnoliopsida; Zingiberales; Zingiberaceae
Exons: 1
Coding region: 1-354 (117 amino acids)
Source: RefSeq, a predicted model, not a curated record